AUGGCGACGAGCACUAUGGCCGCGACUCCCGGCCCGAGCCCGAGUACCUUCAUGGCCGCCGGCAACGCCAUGAUUCCGGCGCCGAUUAUGGUGGUCGACAGGUUGAGAACCGCACCUGUAAAGGAAGCCCCAUUAAAUUCUUGGCGAUUAAAGCUGUUAUUGGCAUUAAUGGGUUCUGUUUUUUGGGGGAGUAUUAGAGGUGCUUUGAGGGUCAUGGCUCGAAACCCAGCAAUGUGCUGUCAUCAAGUAAUGCCACGCAUUACACCCUAUCUAGUACUCGAUUUGAAGUAUGAGAUCCCAAGAUUCAGAGAAUUUAUACUUAAAGAGGAUAACGAGAAAUCUCCGAUGAUAUAA
This is a messenger RNA of Striga asiatica, 354 nucleotides long. The record is from the annotation of a GenBank genome assembly. NCBI's taxonomy places the organism in Eukaryota, Viridiplantae, Streptophyta, Magnoliopsida, Lamiales, Orobanchaceae.